This is a messenger RNA of Parasteatoda tepidariorum (common house spider), 2315 nucleotides long. Its product is annotated as metabotropic glutamate receptor 6-like. Gene Ontology annotation, biological process: G protein-coupled receptor signaling pathway. Gene Ontology annotation, molecular function: G protein-coupled receptor activity. NCBI's taxonomy places the organism in Eukaryota, Metazoa, Arthropoda, Arachnida, Araneae, Theridiidae. The record is from RefSeq and is a predicted model, not a curated record. Gene Ontology annotation, cellular component: membrane.
UAAGCAAUAUAUACGAUGGCACUUACAGAUGUCCAGAUGGUUCAGCACCAAGUAUCAGGCAUAAAAGAAUUUCGGGAGUGCUUGGGGCUGCCUCAAGUGUUACUUCGAUUCAAGUGGCAAAUUUAUUGCGUUUGUUUAAGAUUCCCCAGGUCAGUUUCUUUUCCACAAGUCCAGAGCUCAGCAACAAACAGCGAUUUGAAUACUUCUUGAGAACUGUUCCAUCAGAUACAAAUCAGGCAGAUGCAAUGGUGCAAAUAAUUCACAGGUUGAAUUGGACAUAUGUUUCGAUUCUGUAUGAAGAGUCUACUUAUGGAAUACAGGCUUUUACUGUUUUGGAAGAACUCUUGUCCAAAGGGGAAAUUUGCAUUGCAGUUAAAGAACGAUUAACCAAAGACUCUGGAGUAGCUGGAGAUUCAUAUUACGAUAGUAUUGUCCAAAAAUUGAUGGCUAAACCAAGUGCAAAGGGAGUUAUAAUUUUUGGAUCAGAUCAAGAGGUCGCAGGUGUAAUGCGAGCAGUUAGGCGAAACAACUGCACUGGCGCAUUCUCAUGGAUUGGUAGUGACGGUUGGAGUGCAAGAUCUUUGGUGUUCGAUGGAAACGAGCAACAAGUAGAGGGGACCAUUUCAGUACAGCCACGGGCACAUCCCGUAAAAGGGUUUGAUCAGUAUUUUCAGCGGCUGACGGUGGAAAACAAUAAAAGAAAUCCUUGGUUCACGGAAUUCUGGGAACACUUUUUCAGCUGCAGGUGGCCGGGCAGUUUAAAAACUCCUUACAAUGAUGCUUACAGUCGUAAUUGCUCUGGUAAUGAAACUAUAUCAAUUGAAAAUGGCUACGAAGCGGAGAAGCAGUUACAGUUUGUGAGUGACUCAGUUCUAGCUUUCGCUUAUGCUUUGAAAAACCUUCAUGCUGAUUUUUGUGAGGGUAGACCAGGGCUUUGUCCAAAUAUGAAUCCUAUUGACGGCGCUGUACUACUUAGUUAUCUAAAGAACGUAAAAUUCCAAGGUUUGAGCAGUGACGAAUUUCAGUUUUCAAACAAUGGGGAUGGUCCCGCACGCUACAACAUAAUUCACUUCCGUCAGAUUUCUCGUGGAAAUUACAAGUGGAUACGAGUAGGAGAAUACAGAGAUGGCGAAUUGAUUCUAAGCUUAGAAGACAUCAGAUUUAAAUGGAACAAAUCGGCAAUACCAGUGUCUGCAUGCAGUCUGCCGUGCGGGAUUGGUCAAGCAAAAAAGUACGUAGAAGGUAGCAACUGUUGCUGGCACUGCUUCAACUGCACCAAGUACCAGAUAAUUCACGAAGAGACAGCCUGUCAGGACUGUAAAAAAGGUUACUUGCCAAACAUUAACCAUACAGCUUGCGAAGAAAUUCCUUUACAGUACAUGCAGCUAGACAGUUAUUGGGCCAUUGGAAUCAUGACCUUUUCUUCCCUGGGUAUAGUCAUGACUCUUUUUGUAGUAGCUGUUUUUUUGAAGCACCACAACACCCCAGUUGUGAAAGCCUCAGGUCGUGAACUCAGCUACGUUCUUCUGGCGGGUAUAUUGCUUUGUUAUGCAAUAACUUUUUUACUAGUGCUGAAACCAUCUGAUAUUAAAUGCGGCGCACAGAAGGUUGGUAUAGGUUUCUGCUUUACAGUUGUGUACAGUGCCGUUUUAACUAAAACUGAUCGCAUCAACAGGAUUUUCAGAUCAGGAGCGAAGACUAAGAAGAAACCGUCUUUCAUCAGCCCGCAAUCGCAACUUUUAAUUUGUGGUGCCAUUGUCUGUGGUCAAAUAGUGUUGUCAGUGGUGUGGAUGAUUGCGAAACCACCAAAGGCGAUAUACUAUCAUCCAUCUAGAGACGUGAGCCACUUUGUGUGUACUGCUUCUAUAGACGCUACUUACAUUGUAGCAUUUGCAUAUCCAAUGCUAUUAAUUCUUAUUUGCACUGUGUAUGCAAUACUCACGAGGAAGAUUCCAGAAGCAUUUAAUGAAUCCAAGUUUAUUGGUUUUACAAUGUAUACCACUUGUAUCGUUUGGUUAGCUUUUAUACCUUUGUAUUUUACAACAACAGACCAUAAUGAGAUCAAUGUUUUCACUAUGUCAGUGACAGUUAGCCUUAGUGCAACCGUGACACUUUUCUGCCUUUUUACGCCAAAAUUGUACAUAAUUCUUCUCCAUCCAGAGAAAAACGUCAGGCAACCCUUGAUGAAUACUGGAAAAUACUGUGGUGCUAAUGGUAAUCGGGUGGCUUCCAGUACUGCUGAGCGGUCUACAAUUUCCGAAGGUAAAAAUUUGUUAUUCCUUUUUCCUUUAGCUGACAUUCAUAUUAUGCUUUAG